Anopheles funestus (African malaria mosquito) is the source of this 2046-nucleotide messenger RNA. Its product is annotated as glyceraldehyde-3-phosphate dehydrogenase 2. Gene Ontology annotation, molecular function: NAD binding; NADP binding; oxidoreductase activity, acting on the aldehyde or oxo group of donors, NAD or NADP as acceptor. Gene Ontology annotation, biological process: glucose metabolic process. The transcript has 2 exons. The record is from RefSeq and is a predicted model, not a curated record. The coding region runs from base 196 to 1194 and encodes 332 amino acids. Lineage: Eukaryota; Metazoa; Arthropoda; Insecta; Diptera; Culicidae.
AACCGUUUGCCCUUGAUUGGACCUUGUUUUACGUACAACUCUCCGCGGAUUCAGCGCUCGACACGACACUCAGUUUUCAAAAGCCGACGUGUGAACACGCGCCUCAACCUUCUCGGGAACCUUAAGGCCUCAACGUUCGUCGUUCGUUCGUGAAUCAAGUCGUUUGCUACAAAGCAACUACAUACCCAGUGCAACAUGUCGAAGAUCGGAAUCAACGGAUUUGGCCGCAUCGGUCGUCUGGUGCUGCGCGCCUCUAUUGCCAAGGGUGCAUCGGUUGUCGCGAUCAACGAUCCCUUCAUCGGUGUUGAUUACAUGGUGUACCUGUUCAAGUACGAUUCGACGCACGGUCGCUUCAAGGGUGAAGUGUCCGCCCAGGACGGUAUGCUGAUCGUCAACGGUCAGAAGAUUGCCGUCUUCCAGGAGCGUGACCCGAAGGCCAUCCCGUGGGGUAAGGCCGGUGCCGAAUACGUCGUCGAGUCGACCGGUGUGUUCACCACGACCGACAAGGCUUCGGCCCAUCUGGAGGGUGGCGCCAAGAAGGUCAUCAUCUCGGCCCCGUCCGCCGAUGCCCCGAUGUUCGUCGUCGGCGUCAAUCUGGAUGCGUACGAACCAUCGAUGAAGGUGGUCUCGAAUGCGUCCUGCACGACCAACUGUUUGGCCCCGUUGGCUAAGGUCAUCAACGAUAACUUCGGCAUCUUGGAGGGUCUGAUGACGACCGUGCAUGCCACCACUGCCACCCAGAAGACCGUCGACGGCCCGUCCGGUAAGCUGUGGCGUGAUGGCCGUGGUGCCGCCCAGAACAUCAUUCCGGCAGCUACCGGUGCUGCUAAGGCCGUCGGCAAGGUCAUCCCGGCACUGAACGGCAAGCUGACCGGUAUGGCAUUCCGCGUGCCGACCCCGAACGUUUCCGUCGUCGAUCUGACGGUGCGUCUGUCCAAGCCGGCCACCUACGACCAGAUUAAGCAGAAGGUGAAGGAAGCCGCCAACGGACCGAUGAAGGGCAUCCUGGACUACACCGAGGAGGAGGUCGUAUCGACUGACUUCGUUGGUGACUGCCACUCGUCCAUCUUUGAUGCCAAGGCUGGCAUCCAGCUGAGCGACACGUUCGUCAAGCUGAUCUCCUGGUACGACAACGAGUACGGCUACUCGAACCGCGUCGUCGAUCUGAUCAAGUACAUGCAGACCAAGGAUUAAAUAUCCAAACCGGUGCUGUAGCGAAGCUUGGGCGGAGAGAAGACAACCACUGCGUGCUGUAAUACAUAACCGCUUGCGUGGAUUAGGAGGGAGUGAAGGGCGCGUGUAUAGAUCGAAACGGAAUAUGGCUCGGUUUACGAUCGAGACGAUAAAGCAACUUUUCUAUUGAAUUUCGAAUUUACCAUCUCUCGCUCGCAUGCUCACGCUCGUAAGUUAUCCUUUUGCCAUCGUUCGUAGAUAGCGGAAAGGAUCGCCAAUAUCCAGCCGAGCCUGUGGGAUCACGAGAGUACGGAAUUCGAACGUUGUUUCCGGAAUGCUGAUUCGUUUCAUUGUGCCGUUUCAGUGUUUCCUGUCGAGAGUUAUUAGUCAAAACAUCAAAUCGUACAGAGCGUCGCUACACUUCCUCUUUUGCCCAUAUUCUGGUUCAUCCUAAUCCGCACACUGAUCGCUUCACCCUGGUUUUCUUCUUUCACUGGUUGGAAGUGAAACCGUACGGUGGAGUGCAACAGCGUUCCGGUGCAGAAUGGAUCGACUAUCGGCAAAAGCCAGACACAAAACAAACUCUGUCUCCGCUGGCGUAAAUUAUUAUAGUUCGUAGGUUGUGAACGUCGUAAAAAUGUAAACGAUAUAAGAUCGCCUCAUCGUUAUACAUAUUUGUUGCAUGUAAUAAUGGACAAAAUUGAACACACUACACCUAAAACACUAUACACACCACUCACUACAAGUACACACUACAAACGGACACAUACACACAUGCGCAGAAAUCCCAAUAUUCUGUUUAGUUGGUAAGGAUUAAUGAUAUAAAAGAAAAACAAUAAAUUUAACUGCUAAAAGCGUUACUAGAACCACAAA